ACACAGUUUGGGGUUAGCAGUGAUCAGAGCUAGAUAUCAAGGGAAACUUACAUUUUCCUGUUUUCAUUGUUUUAUUUUCCAAUAGUGUGUCUGAAUAGACAAAUACACUAUGCAUUUGGUGAUACUCAUUUUAAUCCUCCAAACGCUUCAAUCUUGUCAAGCAUAUACAGAUGACUCCUCUCAAACUGGAAAAAAGGCAUCACAAUCAGAGCUUAAUAAGACUCAAACUGAGCCCUAUAUAACUCAACAAUCCAAUGCAUGCUCCUGGAGUCCCAGGAUCCUUAGAGAUGAGAUAUGGACUUCAGUCACAUUCACUGCAGAGUCCAGAGAUCAAGUAGCCCAUCAGAUCUGUAUGGAACUUGGCUGUGGUGGAGUCUACAGUCUUAAUGAGACCAGCGCACCACCCAACAGUACCUGCCUCACAAACUGCACCUACCAUGAAUAUCAUCUUCAGAACUGUUCCCAUGUUGUGAGGAUUAAUUGCACAAUGGUGUCCGAUGUCGUUUGUGAGCAUCAGGCUGUGAGGCUGGCUGGAGGCGAGCACCGCUGUGCUGGACGUGUAGAGCUGUGGAGAGAGGGGCAGCAGUGGGGCACGGUGUGUGACGAUGAGUGGGACUUGAGGGACGCUGAUGUGGUAUGUGCCCAGCUUGGCUGUGGGUAUGCUUUGAGUGUGACAGGGCAGGGUGGUGCCUUCCCUCAGGGAAAGGAUCCCAUCUACCUGGAUGAGCUGAAAUGUACUGGCAAAGAGGAAAACCUGUGGCAGUGCCCAGCGUCAGAUGAAAGCCAUGACUGUGGGCACAAGGAGGAUGCUGGGGUGGUAUGCUCAGAGCUGAAGGCAGUGAGGCUGACCGGAGGUGUGGACCGCUGUUCUGGUAAAGUGGAGAUCCACCGUAAUGGAUCAUGGGGGACAGUGUGUGAUACCUGCUGGGGGAAGGAGGAAGCCUCAAUGGUGUGUUCCAUGUUGGGCUGUGGGGAGCCAGUUCAUUUUCUAGCUUUCAUACCCCCUUUCACUCACAAUGAUAGUACCCUGUGGUACUACCAAUGCUUUCCAAAUCACACAGACCUUUGGCAGUGUAAGGAGUAUGCCAACAAGACAACAUUGUGCGCUGACUCUAAAGCGGCUGGACUUAUUUGUAGUGGAUCACAUGGACGAUAUCUUGCAGUUACAACAGAAGCAACUACAACAGUAUUAAGCAGGAGGCCAGGCCUAGUGACUACAGCCAGUGUUUCAAAUGAUGGCUUCCCAUUCUCCAUGUCCCUAGAGCUGCUGGGGUGCAUCUCCCUUUCCUUCCUUUUGCUCAUGGCUCUGGUCACAAACGUUCUGCUUUGCUGCCACUACAGGAGGAGAGAUGCUCUCUUAGUCCAGCACAAACAUGCUAACCUGCAAACGCCAACUGAGCAUGACAACGACUACCGGGACUCUGUGAAUCUCAUCAAGGUUACAACCAGCAGCCCAACAGAAAAUGAUGUCCCAUCAAAUCCCAGAUAUCAGUGGACCCAGAGUAGUGUGGACAGCACCUCAGUGGAUACAGACUAUGAGCAGUGUGAUCUAAGCACUGAGGCAGCUGUGCAUAUGACCACCUUUCAGAAUUCUAUACGAUACAAACAAGAUACCAGGAACCCUUUUAUGAGGGCUACAGCUCUGAACAGUCUAUCUGAGGAAGCACAUGCAGGAGACAACCAUACCGUUUUCAUAGGAGGCAUUGUUGACCAAGAUCCAGGAUGCAAUAUAGGGCCCCCAAGUGUGGACUCCUUUGAUUCUUCCAGCACCUCCUCCGAGGAAUGCUAUGAAAACACAGGCAAAGAUGUAGAGAAUCUAGUGACAUCAGAAGGAAUGGAUCCAUGGCAACCUCCAGUUACCCACAAUGCAAAUAACCACCUGAUACUGUCGUGGAGAAUCUUAACAAAAUGCAACACUUACAAGAACUUGUGAAUUCAAUAUAGGCUUUUAAUACAAACAUGUCAGAAGCUUAGAUGGUCCGCGGAGCACACCCCUGUCCAGAGCACUGGCUCUGAUUUAUACACAUACAACAUAUGAGUCCAUCCCACAUGCAAAUGAAGUUACUUCCCUCAGUCCAUCUGCCACCAUUAUAUCCCAAUCUGUGCAUCCUGCUUGUUCAGCUCGCUAAUGCCCAUAUCCGCUUUCAGUUAAGUCAUAAUGGUGACAGGACCUCUUCAUGUCCCAAAAAUAAUACAUGCCUAUCCUAUGCUAUGGGCCCCCUUACGUUCAGCCUGGUGUGUUCUUUGGUAUGUCUGUCCUUAUUAGGACUCGUAGACUAUGUGUCUCUUCUGACAUUCCUUCAGCAUCUUCAUGUCCUACAAAUAUAUGGCCUAUGUCUAUCAGUUGGUCAUUUGGCUGACAUCCUCGUUUGUAUGUCCUUCUGACCUUGGUAUGUCCAGCUUUCCUAUGCUCUCAUGGCCUUACUCUGGCCUCCUGUCCUAUACAAUAGCCAAUGCAUUUUACCAGAAUGGCAAAUGCACUCUAAGUGUAUCUUUCUCUUGUGUUACAGUAUUAUGUUCCUCCCUAUACAGUGCCUUGCGAAAGUAUUCGGCCCCCUUGAACUUUGCGACCUUUUGCCACAUUUCAGGCUUC
Messenger RNA from Oncorhynchus gorbuscha (pink salmon), 2593 nucleotides. Its product is annotated as T-cell differentiation antigen CD6-like. Gene Ontology annotation, cellular component: membrane. The transcript is spliced from 13 exons. Bases 110 to 1933 code for a protein of 607 amino acids. NCBI's taxonomy places the organism in Eukaryota, Metazoa, Chordata, Actinopteri, Salmoniformes, Salmonidae. The record is from RefSeq and is a predicted model, not a curated record.